Messenger RNA from Cladocopium goreaui, 2100 nucleotides. The record is from the annotation of a GenBank genome assembly. Lineage: Eukaryota; Dinophyceae; Suessiales; Symbiodiniaceae.
AUGGCCAACUUUGUCCAAGCGUUCAUGCCCAAGUUGCCUUUGGUUGUUCCUCCUUUGACGGUCGAAAUGUGGAAGAAGGCACUGCAACGUUUCAGACCUGCAGCUGCGCGUGGUGCGGAUGGGUGGGCACGUUCAGACUUGCUCAACAUGUCACCCUUCCACACUAAACAGCUGAUUGCGCUUUUGUCUGCAAUUGAAGACAACCAGACUGAGUGGCCGAAGCAACUUUUGGAAGGAUUGGUCAUUGCCAUUGCCAAGUGCGAUGAUGCACAUCGCCCCAAUGAAUAUAGACCUAUCGUCUUACUCUCCAUCAUCUACAGAUGCUGGGCUUCUCUUAGAGCACGGCAGAUGCUGGCACAACUGGAGAUGUACAUCCACAGUGAUGCGCAUGGUUUCCUGCCUUCACGUGAACCGGGGCAAACCUGGCUUCAUAUUCAAGCUGCAGUUGAGACAGCCAUCCAAUCCAAACAGCAAUUGGCUGGCAUUGGCACUGACUUUGUCAAGGCUUUCAACUGCAUCAGUCGUAAGCCACUCUGGUUUCUUGCGGAAGCGGUAGGGAUUCCAAACACCUUGCUGCAUCCAUGGCGAAGUUUUGUCCAGAAGUUUACCAGACGGUUUGUGGUAUGCAAUGAAGUCAGCAACGCCCAUCUCUCCACCAGAGGUUUUGCUGAGGGUUGUCCUUUGAGCGUGUUGGCAAUGGUAUUGGUUGACUGGAGUUACCAAUUAUACCAGAUGCAUUUUGCUCCGGCUGUUCGCCAUUUUUCGUUUGUUGACAACAUCUCCAUGUUGGCUCGUCAAGCACAUUUGGUGGCAUGGGCUUUUUUCACCUUGCGUGCUUUUCUCACCAUGUGGGGCCUUACCUUAGAUUUAGAGAAGACUUAUGCUUGGGCCACCACAACUGAAGGCCGCAAGCAAUUGGCCCAACUGAAUGUGAAGGUAGUGGAAGACUUUGGUGAACUUGGAGGUGCACUCUCUUUCACUGCAGCGCAUCGAGUGCGUGCAAAGCGGGGUGAAGCACUGCUAGAGCGAUGGCAACACUUGAGACGCUCAAAGGCAAAGGCGAUGCAUGGCACUCUGAGUUGUCUGUCCUCGGAUAGCCAUGUGCACAAACUUCGCACACAGGCCAUCAAACAUCUAGGCCUUCAAUUGGCAGGAGCAAAUCCGUUUUUGCGGCUCUCACUGGCCACACCGGCAACUGCUGACCCAGGGUUUUAUCAGCUGCGCACAGCGAUUUUGGACUUCAGAAGACUUUGUGCAAAAAGCCCUGAUUUGCUGAUUUACUGGCGGGGCUACAUGGACCGCUAUGACGGCACUUUGCGAGACGGGUUUGCUGCCCAACGAGAGGAAUGUGCUGAUUUUUUGUCAUGGGUCGAUGAACUGCCUUUGUGCGCUUCGAUGCACUUACUGGCGCCAAGAUCACCUUUUGUGCUGCCUCUGAAGCGCUAUUUCAUGGACUUGCCAGACACCAGCCGAGAGUUCAACAGUGCUCCCAGGCCUGGAGUCACAAACCAUGUUUUUACGGAUGGUUCUCAUUUCACGGGGAUAGUUCCUAACCUUAAUAGGUCUGCCUGGGCUGUUGUUAAUGCCACCAAUGGGGAUAACAUAAGUCAUGGUUGUGUCCCUGGCUUGCUACAAACCAUUGGAAGAGCUGAACUCUGGGCGCUGAUCUCGGCUGUGGAGUGGGCCAUCACUUUUGAGGCUGAAGUUGUGAUCUGGACGGACUCAGCGAGCACUUGCAGCAAAGCUUUGAAAUUGCUGCAGAAUGACACCCAGCUUGAUGAUGGAGAUAACCAAGACCUUUGGCAACGACUUGCAGCUGCAUUGAGGCAGACUUACGCUGAUCAGAUUGACAUUCGCUGGAUCCCUUCACAUGUUGACAUUUCUCUUUGUGAAACCUCACAUGAAGAGUUUCUGGCAACUUGGAACAACAUAGCGGAUGUUCAAGCAGUGCUGGCAAACCGCCACAGGGGUUCUGACUUUGAGCGCUUGUUGGCGGAUGCGGCUGAUUACUACAAGGAAUGGGAUUCCAAAUUGCAUAUCUUGCGCGAUUUCUACUUGAAAAUCGCGGAACAGAAGACUGAACCACUGGAUCGGAAGUGA